Molecule: messenger RNA, 573 nt
Organism: Myxozyma melibiosi
Lineage: Eukaryota; Fungi; Ascomycota; Lipomycetes; Lipomycetales; Lipomycetaceae
Product: protoplast secreted protein 2 precursor
Exons: 2
Coding region: 1-573 (190 amino acids)
Cellular component (GO): membrane
Molecular function (GO): FMN binding; NAD(P)H dehydrogenase (quinone) activity
Source: RefSeq, a predicted model, not a curated record
AUGGAAGCCGAGCGAAUGUGGUUUCUCGCUGAAGCCGUCAAGGCCGGCAUCGAGGAGGCAGGCGGCCAGGCUACCAUCUACCAAGUCCCCGAGACCCUCUCCGACGAGAUCCUCACCAAGAUGCACGCCCCCUCCAAGCCGGACUACCCAAUCGCUACCAACGACACCCUCACCUCCCACGACGCCUUCCUCUUCGGCAUCCCCACCCGCUACGGCGCCUUCCCGGCCCAGUGGAAGACCUUCUGGGACGCUACCGGCGGUCUCUGGGCCAAGGGCGCCCUUGUCGGCAAGAGCGCGGGUCUCUUCAUCUCCACCGGCACCCCGCAAGGUGGCCAGGAGACCACCGUGCUCACCUCGCUCUCCACCCUCGUCCAUCACGGCAUCACCUACGUUCCCGCAGGCUACCGCGCGUUUGCCCAGAUGUCCAACAUGACCGAGCUCCACGGCGGAUCGCCCUGGGGAAGCGGCACUUAUGCCGGUCCUGACGGGUCUAGAUCUGUCACAGAUUUGGAGAAGGAGAUUGCCUCGAUCCAGGGCCGCGAGUUCUACAAGUUUGUCGCGCAGAUCUACUAG